CUCUGAUCCUCUCUCUGCAUGAUUGGUUUCCUUUUUCCUCCAACUCUCAUGUAAGUGAACUCACACAUACAGAAAAGGACGGAGCCUUGAACUCAACACACGUCUGAGCUUCAUGUGUGAAAGUGAAAGUGGGCUGUGACGGUCACUCCACAUGGACGCCGCUCAGAUCAAUGGCCUUCCUCAGCCUUAUCACACCACCACCGCUUCCACCACCACUGCUUUGGAUGAAGCUCAGCUGGACGUCCUCGGACAGCGGGUGGAGAAGAACCCCCAGCCCCUUCUGCAGAGGCUGAAGGCCCAGUGUUGGUGUUCUGGUUCCAGGUUCAAGAACCUCCUCCUGGGUUUCAUCCCCAUCCUGUCAUGGCUGCCUCAUUAUUCCAUCAGAGAAAAUGCAGUAGGUGAUGUGGUGUCUGGGGUCAGCGUUGGGAUCAUGCAGCUGCCACAGGGUAUGGCCAAUGCGAUGCUGGUGGGAGUUCCUCCUGUGUACGGUCUCUACACUUCUCUCUAUCCUCUCCUCAUCUACUUCAUCUUCGGCACCUCCAGACAUCUCUCCAUCGGUUCCUUUGCUGUCCUGGCCAUUAUGAUCGGAUCUGUCACAGCUAAUGUGGAGUCCAGUAUCUCUGAAGCAGGAGGCAGUCAGGCAGAUGUCCAAGCAGCCAAAGUGGAUGUAGUGGUGCAACUCACCUUCCUCUGUGGCCUCAUGCAGCUGGUGCUGUAUGUGCUGCGUGGAGGCGGUGUGUGUCGCUGGCUGUCUGAUCCGGUCAUCAGAGGCUAUACCACUGCAGCAGGACUGCAUGUGAUCGCCCUGCAGCUGCCUCUGAUGACGGGGAUACCUGCUCAAAGACACCGAGGGCUGCUGGCUUCAGCUUGGACUCUGAAGGAUGUUCUGUGCGGCGUGACCGACGCUAUACCAGGAGCCCUGUCAGUCUCUGCGGUUGCCAUGGCGAUACUCAUCGGAGGCAAGAUGCUGAAUGAGCGCUUUAAGAACAAGCUGCCAGUCGCCAUACCAUGGGAACUUAUACUGAUUGUCCUGGCCACCAUCCUGUCAGUGCAGAUGGAUCUGGAAGGACAGCACCGAGUCCAGGUGGUGGGACACAUACCCAGUGGCCUGUCGUCCCCCGUCCUUCCCUCUCUGUCUCGGAUCACAGAGCUGUCAGUUCCGGCUCUGUCGGUGGCUUUGGUCGGAUUCAGCUUCCUCUCAGCUAUGGGAUCAGUGUUUGCACACAAGCAUGGGUACCGCGUGGACUCCAGUCAGGACCUGCUGGCGCUGGGCUUAUGUAACGCUGUAGGAGGGAUGUUCCAGUGUUUCGCCGUCAGCUGCUCCUUCUCUCGCAGUAUGGUGCAGGAAAGCAUCGGUGUCAAAUCACAGAUGGCAGGUUUCGUAUCCGCUCUGAUGAUUUUAACCAUUCUGUUGAAGAUCGGUCAUCUCUUCGAGCAGCUGCCAAAGGCGGUGUUGGCGGUCAUCAUUGUGGUGAACCUUCAGGGGAUUCUGGCCCAGUUUAAAGAUGUAGGUGUGCUCUGGAGGACCGACAGAUUAGACCUGCUCGUGUGGGUAACGUCACUGACUUCAACGUUGAUCUUUAACCUGGACCUCGGUCUGGCCGUGGCCGUCGUCUUCUCUUUACUCGCACUCAUCUACAGGACGCAACACUCCUCCACUGCUGUUUUGGGUCGUAUUUCCGUUACAGACUGUUACAGAGACGUGCGACUCUACUCAGAGGCGAGGCAGGUUCCUGGGGUGACUGUUCUCUCAUGUUCCAGUCCGCUUUACUUUGCCAACUCUGAUCUGGUCUUCACGGAGAUCAGAGAGACGGUGAGUCGUGGUCGGGCGCAGAGUCCAGCUGAGCUCCUCACCUCAUCCUCUCCUCUGUGCUCCACUCCGGUCCAGACUCAUAUGCACUGUUUGGUUCUGGACUUCAGCUCGGUUCUUUUCCUGGACUCUGUGGCCAUGACAGGGCUUUGUCAGGUUGUGAAAGACUUGGAAGCCCAGGGCGUCCGUGUCUUGAUGGCAGCGUGUUCAGAGAGACUUUUAUUCCAGCUCCGGACUUCCGGUGGUCUGACCAGCUCCUGUCCUUUCCCUUCAGUCCAUCAUGCCGUCCAGCACUGCGUCCACAUACUCCCAAGACCUCUGGAGGAGCUCAACUCAGAUGCAUCUGAAUGUUGAAGCCACUAAUCACCUGCUGUUCUUCCAUGUACAUUUAAGGACAGUAAAGUCAGCUUCACUCAUCAACAAGACCACAGAGAAUAAAACCCUGAGGUGACUGUUCAGGCUUUACUGGAGCACAAACACUUUAUUCUGAUGCAAACUCUUCGACACCUUUCACACUUUUAUAUCUGCACUUGCUCACUUGUAUUGCUGUACAUAAUUUGGAGAUGAUUGGAGGCCGACUGGUUUAUUGACAAUCCAGUGAUGUGAAUGUACAUAUAACAGAUAGGUAAACAAAUUGUAAAGAUUUUAAAGGUACUUAUUUAUUGUUAACUUAAAUUCAUGGCUUUAUUAACAAAGGGGUUUUUAUAUAUUAGAUUUUAUCAAGCUGAAUAUAAAAUUAUUGACUGAUUCUCUUGCUCCCGUAUAUAUACUUAAUGAGUUGGAUUGAAAUCAUUCUUUGUGUUUUGUCAUAAUAAUUCUGUAUGUUAUUAUGCUCUCCAGGGCGUUAUUACAGGUGACAAUAGUAGCAUCAUCAUGUCCCAGUGGUUGAAAAGGUGUGUGAGUUUGAGUUUCACCUGUGAUUAAACAAAGCAGAGUUCAUUCCUGGUGAGUAUACAAGCCUCUGGAAGCAGCAGUUAGUUCACAGUACAACACAAACUACCUGUGUGAAGUCACACACUGGUAGAAUGUUGUGUAAAAACAGUCUGAAUGUUUUGUAAAGAUUGUCAGUGUCUGCAGCAGACUUCUGUGAGAAAAGUACAGGAUAUAGUGACAACAGUACUAUUUAGCAGAGGAUGGUUUCGAUCCAUCGACCUCUGGGUUAUGGGCCCAGCACGCUUCCGCUGCGCCACUCUGCUGUCAGUCACCCCUCAUUAGGGAUGUACCGAUCCGAUAUUGGUGUCAGAUAUCAGCCUGCUCCAGAUGUAAAACACUGGAUCAGAUAUCGAUAAAAAAGUGCUGAUCCAUACGACCGCUCCAAAGUGCUUAUUUCAGUCAUUGCAUUACUUUGCUGAUCUGUGUUGUUAUUCACUGUGGCAGAGAUCAGUGAUUGUGGGAAACGAAAUUACCGUGUUUUCCGGACCAUAAG
Messenger RNA from Sphaeramia orbicularis (orbiculate cardinalfish), 3236 nucleotides. RefSeq names its product solute carrier family 26 member 6, tandem duplicate 1 (gene slc26a6.1). The record is from RefSeq and is a predicted model, not a curated record. The transcript has 18 exons. Gene Ontology annotation, cellular component: membrane. Gene Ontology annotation, biological process: sulfate transmembrane transport. Lineage: Eukaryota; Metazoa; Chordata; Actinopteri; Kurtiformes; Apogonidae. Bases 152 to 2164 code for a protein of 670 amino acids. Gene Ontology annotation, molecular function: secondary active sulfate transmembrane transporter activity.